This is a messenger RNA of Caenorhabditis elegans, 1059 nucleotides long. RefSeq names its product G-protein coupled receptors family 1 profile domain-containing protein (gene srw-51). The transcript is spliced from 4 exons. Gene Ontology annotation, biological process: signal transduction; G protein-coupled receptor signaling pathway. The record is from RefSeq and is marked reviewed. Gene Ontology annotation, molecular function: G protein-coupled receptor activity; G protein-coupled peptide receptor activity. NCBI's taxonomy places the organism in Eukaryota, Metazoa, Nematoda, Chromadorea, Rhabditida, Rhabditidae. Gene Ontology annotation, cellular component: membrane. Bases 1 to 1059 code for a protein of 352 amino acids.
AUGAGUAAAACAACUUUUUUGCAUAAAAUCGAUGAUUUUCUUGUACAAAUUUAUAGUUAUUUGAAUUAUGUGAUAUUCGUUGUUUCUAUUAUUGGUAUUAUUCUGAAUGUCUUCCAUUUUCUCGUGCUAUUUCGAAAAUCUAUGAGGCAACUGACAAUUAAUAUAUUCAUGAUCGGAAUUGCAAUUUGUGAUUUUUCCCAGAUGAUUUCAUUUGUUGUAGUUAUGACGUCCCAAUUUUACAUAAAUUACAAAACAACACAAAUUUCGCCUGAAUGUUACCCACCUCAAUCUUAUAUCGAGUACAAAAUAAAUCACAUUUUUACUUUUAUUUCAAACGUGUCUCCAAAGCUUGCAGUAUGGCUGGGAGUUAGUCUGGCGAUUCUUAGAGCAUCAGUUAUCAGACAUCCUACCAAUUCGAGUAUUCAAAACUAUAUAUACUCGAAGCACGGAAUCCGGAUUCUUCUCACCAUCUGCCUACCGUACGCCUGCUACUUUAUCUAUGACUACACAGCUCACUCGACAACCAUCUCAGAAACCUGGGAACUACCUCCAGAGUGUGCCAACACCUCUGAACCUGACACUUAUACGCUUUAUUAUACCGAAUACGAUGAGUCAAGCUUCAGAAUCUCACUUUUUAUUGAUGGAAUCCUGUUCAAGUUGAUACCAUCGAUACUUCUACCAUUGUUCACAAUAGUUCUUUUGUAUGAAAUGAAGAAAACGAGAAAAGUGGCGACAUCUCGAAGUUUUCAAAACUCAAACAGUAAAGAUCGAUCUACGAAGCUGGUAACAUUUGUGACAAUUACAUUUUUACUGUCCACCGUCCCAUUAGGAAUAUUAUACAUUAUAAAAAGUAUUUUUCUUCAAUCACUAGUUAUUUCAAACUUUGCCAACAAACUACAAUCCAUUUUUGUACUCAUAUCAAUUAUCAAUGGAACAUUACAUUUUCUUAUUUGCUUCUUCAUGUCAUCCCAAUAUCGAAACACUGUUAAGAAUGCAGUUGGCUGGAAAUUCAAAAGUGUAGCUCGUGCUUCAGAGUUACAAAAAGAGAGAAAUAUAUAA